AUGGAGACCAUGAGCCAGGACGGCUACACCUUGGCCCACAUCAGCCACCUCCACGACCUUCACCUCGCCGACAUCCCCGCCGGCGCCCCGCCGCCGCGUUGCCACGCCUGCGGCCUCGACUGCGCCAGGUCGGCCUACCGGCGCGCGCCGUGCGGGUACGCCCUGCACCCGGCGCACCCCGAGCACCCGCUCGCCCUCCGCCUCGCGCCGGCGUACGGCUCCGGCUUCUUCCAGUGCAGCGCCUGCCGCACGGGGGGGCACGAGUUCGUGCUCCACUGCCACCACUGCCACUUCGACCUGCACCUCCCGUGCGCCGCGCUGCCGGCGGACGCGGUCGCCGCGCGCGCGCACCGGCACCCGCUCAGCCUCGCCUACGACAACCCGCACAGGGGCGGCGGGAAGGGCGUGGUCGUCAUCUGCACCGUGUGCGAGCAGGGGAUCAUCCCGGAGCAGUGGUUCUACCGGUGCUCGGCGUGCGCCGACUUCGAAGGCCACGUCGGCUGCGUCGUGCCGGACGCGCUGGCCAAGGGUGUGUACGCGAGGUCGACAUGCCCAAGCAACACCGCGUCCAUGCUGAACGCCACCAUGCAGGGCCUCAACCUGAGUGCGCGUAUGGCGGACGACAACUUGGCGAUCAACUUCAACAGCUCCGGGACAGCGGACCAGAUCCGGAAGAGGGAAGAAUACUACAAGAAGGAGGGGUAG
Molecule: messenger RNA, 705 nt
Organism: Panicum hallii
Lineage: Eukaryota; Viridiplantae; Streptophyta; Magnoliopsida; Poales; Poaceae
Exons: 3
Coding region: 1-705 (234 amino acids)
Source: RefSeq, a predicted model, not a curated record